This is a messenger RNA of Lolium rigidum, 1832 nucleotides long. RefSeq names its product premnaspirodiene oxygenase-like. Gene Ontology annotation, molecular function: iron ion binding; heme binding; monooxygenase activity. The record is from RefSeq and is a predicted model, not a curated record. Lineage: Eukaryota; Viridiplantae; Streptophyta; Magnoliopsida; Poales; Poaceae. The transcript has 2 exons. Bases 6 to 1526 code for a protein of 506 amino acids.
CCGCCAUGAACGACGAUCUUGUGUACGUGUGCUCUGCUCUGGCCGUGUCAAUUUUGGCCAUCGCGGUUGUCCAGCUUCUGAAGGCGCGACAACGGCUGCCGCCGGGGCCGCUGAACCUGCCGGUGAUCGGGAGCGCGCACCGGCUGGUGAACGCGCUGCCGCACCGCGCGAUGCGCGACCUGGCCGGCGUGCACGGCCCGCUCAUGUACCUCCGCGUGGGUCAGGUGCCCUUGGUAGUGGUCACCUCCAAGGAGGUCGCCCGCGAGGUGCUCAAGACCCACGACGCCAUCUUCGCCACCCGGCCGAAGCUCAUGGCCGGCGACAUCGUGGCGUACGGCUCGACGGACCUCCUUUUCUGCUCCACCCCCGGCGACUACUUCCGGAAGCUCCGAAGGCUGUGCGUCCAGGAGAUCCUGAGCAACGACCGCAUCCGGUCGUACCAGGACAUCAGGGAGGACGAGGUGCGGAGCCUCGUGGAGGACAUCCGGGCGGCCGGGCCAUCGGCGCCGGUGGACCUCAGCAGGAAGAUCUACAAAUUAACCAACGGCAUCGUCUCCCGGGCGGCGUUCGGCAUGAAGAGCAGCAAAGCCGAGGACUUCGUGGCGGCCAUCAAGCACAGCUUCGUCUACUCCACCGGCUUCUCGAUCGCUGACCUCUUCCCUGGUUUCACGGGGAUCCUCAGCUUCCUCACCGGCCAGAGGAGGACCCUGGAGGGCGUUCGUGACACCAUCGACGGCAUCCUGGAGGAGAUCAUCAACGAGAGGGAGCAGAUCCUCAAGAGCGGCAGGUCAACCGCGUCGGAGAAGAACCUGGUGGAAGUUCUCCUGGGCCUCCAGGGGAAUGAAGACUUUGGUUUUCCCAUCACCCGUUCCACUGUCAAAGCAGUUAUCUUGGACAUAUUUGCGGGUGGGACAGAGACAUCCGGGACAUCCAUGGAAUGGGCGAUGUCGGAGCUGAUGGCGAACCCAAAGGUGAUGGGGAAGCUGCAAGGCGAGAUCAGGGCUGCGUUCGGCGACAAGGAGUUCAUCAGCGAGGCGGAUCUCCGGGCGAGCGGCGGCGUGAUGAAGUACCUCGGCCUGGUGAUCAAGGAGACCUUCAGGCUGCACCCGCCGGCGCCCAUCCUGGUCCCUCGGGAGAGCACGGAGGCCUGCGAGAUCAACGGCUACGUGAUCCCGGCGAAGACGAGGGUGGUGAUAAACUCGUGGGCGAUCAUGAGGGACCCCCGGUACUGGGAGGACGCGGAGGAGUUCAGGCCGGAGAGGUUCGAGGGAGGUCGCAUGGACUUCCUCGGCGGCAACUUCGAGUACACGCCGUUCGGGUCCGGGAGGAGGAUGUGCCCCGGUUACAACUACGGCAUGGCGAGCAUGGAGCUCACCCUCGUGCAGCUCCUGCACUCAUUCGACUGGAGCCUUCCGGAUGGUGUGGAUCAGCUCGACAUGACCGAGAUCGUGUCGCUGAGCUUGACCAGGAAGACGCACCUCAUGCUGCGGGCUGCCCCUCAUCGUGCACCGCUGCCUUCUUCCUAAGAACUGGCCUAGCGGCGCUAGUGCAGUGUCGAAGGAUGGAUGCAGCCAUGCCCAUGCAUGCUACUACCAGCUGCAGUUUAAUUUACUCCGUGCGAUGUUCGUCAUUCCGUGCGUCUUCAGUAGUUGCGAUGUUCGUCAUUCCGUGCGUCUUCAAUAAUGGCUGGGGUGAGGGUAGUAGUAAAAAAGAUAUGUUAGCAGUUUGGCGUGUUGCUUGUCAGUGGAUGUUUGUGUUGUACAGUAAUAUGUUCAGUCAUGAUAUAUACACAUGCCAGACGAUGUGUGUACCAGUGUGUGAUGUAUAUCCUU